Oncorhynchus kisutch (coho salmon) is the source of this 713-nucleotide messenger RNA. RefSeq names its product zinc finger protein 292. NCBI's taxonomy places the organism in Eukaryota, Metazoa, Chordata, Actinopteri, Salmoniformes, Salmonidae. The transcript is spliced from 3 exons. Gene Ontology annotation, molecular function: DNA-binding transcription factor activity, RNA polymerase II-specific; DNA binding. Gene Ontology annotation, biological process: regulation of transcription by RNA polymerase II. The record is from RefSeq and is a predicted model, not a curated record. Gene Ontology annotation, cellular component: nucleus. Bases 71 to 520 code for a protein of 149 amino acids.
UGCGUAAACGAUUCUGGUCACAUGUUGUUUGCGUACGCGGCAGUGGUACGCGACUGAGUUGGGUGUGAAGAUGGCGGACGACGAGGCCGAACAAGGCAGCGCACAUACACAUAGCAGUGCAACGAUUACGGCACUUCGAGAGAAAUUACAAGAAUUAGCAAUCGCGCUGAAGAACAGUGCGGAAUCUCCGACUCAGUCGUCUUCUCAGUAUUGCCAAGACUUUUGCCAGACUCUGGUGGAGUAUGCUGGUCGAUGGAGGAUGGAGAAGGACCCACUGCCCUUGGUGGAGGUGUACACCGUGGCUCUGCUGAGCUAUGCCCAGGCUUCCCCCUGCCUCUCCUCCCAAUGUGAAAAUGUUCCCCUCGUACUUGAAAGGCUCUCACUGAGCUGUGUGGAGCUGCUGCUCUCCCUGCCAGAACACUUCCCAGGUGCCUUGUGGGAAGAGUUCCAAUCAUCUGUUCAGGUAAAGUGCAAAAUUGUCAUACAGAGGGUGAAAUGUUUCUCUUUUUAUAUUCAGUAAGAUAUCUUGUCAGCUACCCUUGUUUUACUGUAGAAUUACUGUAUUUCUGAAUUAGUUACUUUAUCUGUUCAGGACGUCAUUAUAAUUUUGUCUAAGAGAUCUACUCCAUAAUAUAUUAUGUGUGUUGCUUGGCUGCACCAUUUUUAAAUGCAUAAUUGCUUCUAAAACAACUUACUGUGAUGAGAAAAGUGUC